Molecule: messenger RNA, 1905 nt
Organism: Exserohilum turcica Et28A
Lineage: Eukaryota; Fungi; Ascomycota; Dothideomycetes; Pleosporales; Pleosporaceae
Exons: 2
Coding region: 1-1905 (634 amino acids)
Source: RefSeq, a predicted model, not a curated record
AUGGCCGAAGUGUCCAAACUCCGCGCAGUCUUGACGCUGUUCAAGAACCUGCUGCUGGCUGCCCUGCUCUACGCCGCCGUCUAUGGCUUCAUCACCUUUGUCAACGACCCCUCGGUCGCCGCAAGGGGCAAGAUUGGCAUUCCCGCCUUCCUCGACAAGGCCGGCCCCACGGAGCUGAUCGAGACGACGUCGGCUGGCGUCAAGGUCAAGUUCGCCGGCACCACCAAGACCGUCACCAUCAACCCGCACGCCAAUGUCUUCAACCGCCCCCUCUCCGCCGUCAGGAACAAGGACGACUACCUGGGCCCCCGCCCCCACGUCGACACCGAGGCCGACAUCGACAUGCUGAUUGAGGAGUGCAGGGGCUCGUACGCCAGCAUCGAGAAGAUGCGCAAACCCUACGACUGCCUCAACUUCUUUGCCAAGCAAGAGCACCGCUACUACUCGCUCCCCGAGCCCGCCCACCGCGCCAGCGCCCAAGACCCCCGCAAGGCUGACUACAUCAACGCCGACGGCCACGGCAAGACGCUCGACAAGUACAUCCCCAUCGAGAGCGCCGUCGCUGCAAACGGCUCGAGCAUUGGCACCUGUCCCGGCCCCAUCAUCCCAUACCACGUCUACUGGACAGGCCCCGCCACCUGGCGCGUCGAGGUCUUCAUCAAGAGCUACCUCUACACCCAGAACCUGGCCUGCUCGCGCCUGUGGCUGUGGCUCGACAGCGACAAGAACCCCAAGGCCGUCGACAACAUGCUCAACAAGGACGCCCUCUUCGCCCGCUUCCUGCCCCUCGUCGAGCGCGGUGACAUUGUUGUCAAGGCCUGGAAGUUUCCCAGCCGCAUUCCGCUGGCCACCGACAAGGAGAACAGGAACGGCUUCAACUACUACACCAAGCCCGGACUGCCCAACUCCAAGGGCGACAGGGAGGUGGCCGAGAACAUCAUCGAAGACAAGCACGGCCAGCAGUGGCUGGUCCUGACGCAGAGGCAAAUGACUUUCCUCCCCGUCGCCGUCUCCGACGCCGUUCGCUUCAUCGUGCUGCACAUGUAUGGCGGCGCCUACUUCGACAUGGAUGUGCUGAUGCUGAGGGACAUGCGCCCGCUCUUGUUGCCCAAGGAGCACGCCUUUGCCGAGCGAUGGGGAGCCCACCCCCACCCAGGCGACUACAACACGGCAAUCAUGUCGCUUUCGGCAAACUCUUCGCUUUCGUCGUACCUGCUCUACGGCGGUAUCCGCAUGGGUGUCAACUUCCACCCUCGUGUCCUGGGUCGCAUGGCCUGGAAGGACGGCCGUGAUCAGGAAUUCAAAAUGUUCGAGACGGCUGCCUUUGAUCCCAUCUGGACCGAAUUCAACUGGGACCGCGAGGGUCGAUGCACCGUUCCAUGCUUUCGCGACUACGGUGCUGUUUUCAAGGGAAGCAUUGGCAGCAUCAGGGAUGAGUGGGAGAGCUACGAUGGCCCGCAACUAGAGCGCAUCAACCUGAAGGAUGCCCAACGCAAGGAGCUCCGCGCCACAAGCAUCCAGGAGACGAAGCGUAGUGAAGACAAUGUGCCAGCUUCCUCUGCAGCCCUCACUCCCCCCCACGGCGACAGGCCAGGCCACCAUGAUUCGUUCCAGGCUACAUUGGAUGAAGAGGCGGAGCUGCGCAAAGCGGGCGUCGUGUCAGAUUAUAUCUUGGAAGAAGACAAGUUCCCGCCCAACAACCGCACCCUGGAAAACUUCUUCCGUGGUGCAUGGACCUAUCAUAUCCACAACCAGUGGAUGAAGCAUCCCGAGCCCUCGUCGUGGAUCUCCGUCCUUGAGCACGCCCACGACGAUUUCAUUGCUGGCAGGCGCACCAACGCCUAUGGCGAGAAAUGGACUGGUCCAAUUCUCAUGCCAUACAACUACUGGCCAGAGUUUGUCUGA